Camellia sinensis is the source of this 979-nucleotide messenger RNA. RefSeq lists its product as uncharacterized. NCBI's taxonomy places the organism in Eukaryota, Viridiplantae, Streptophyta, Magnoliopsida, Ericales, Theaceae. The record is from RefSeq and is a predicted model, not a curated record.
AAAUGCCCCCCUUUGCACUCUCUCUCUCUCUCUCACACACACACUGACACACACAAUCUCCUGAAUCGAUCGACCAUGGCUCUGUGUACUUCAAUCUCGUCUAUCCCUCCCUCUCUCUCCAUAUCUACCCUUCACCCUCCAAGAAGAACUCACAGACGCUACUUGUCAUUCCCUCCGCUUGCUUCUCAGAGCUCAUCAGCAGCAUCCCCUGAAUCAUCAUCAUCGUCCUCACCUGAAACCAUUGUAUCCUCCAAUCCUUCAUCAAAGCCCUUUUCUCAAUCCUCUAAAGUCCCUGACAAGGGCCUCAACUACGCCCUAGCCAGCCCCAGUAGCAACCCAGUUGUUCGCUUUGUUCGCUCCACUGAGUCCUCCAUUGAAAGAAUAAUAUUUGACUUCCGCUUUCUGGCACUUUUGGCUGUUGGGGGUUCAUUGGCUGGUUCUUUGCUGUGCUUUCUAAAUGGUUGUGUUUACAUUGUUGAUGCGUACAAAGUUUACUGGUCAAGCUGUGUCAAAGGAAUACACACUGGACAGAUGGUACUGCGAUUAGUUGAAGCUAUUGAUGUAUAUCUUGCUGGGACUGUCAUGUUAAUAUUUGGCAUGGGCUUGUAUGGACUAUUUAUCAGUAAUGUACCUCCUGAUUCACCUCCAACUGUUGAUCGUGCUCUCAAGGGCUCUUCCUUGUUUGGGAUGUUUUCCUUAAAGCUCCUUGGGUUGGAUCAGUGGCGGGUAAUGGCCUUUGUUGUGCUGCUUCUGGUCUUACCUCAGUUAAAUUCUGAUGACUUCAUAAAAUUCAAGCUCCCUGGAUUGGCCAAACCAAUGCCGCAGAGAGGCCUAAAUGGAUGAAAAUCAGCUCGCUUGAUGAAUUAAAGACGAAAGUUGGACAUGUCAUUGUCAUGAUUCUUCUUGUGAAGAUGUUUGAGAGGAGCAAGAUGGUGACUAUAGCCACUGGUCUGGAUUUAUUAAGCUACUCCGUAUGUAU